AUGAAACUUUUACAAAGUGGUCGCUUGGAAGCACUGAGCAGUGCACUGUCUAUACUAAAUGGGGACAGCGCUGUACAAGGCCGAGUAGAAAGCUACAGCUGUAAGAUGGCUGGUGGUGAGAAAGCUUUCUACAAAAGGUUCACAGCAGCUGGUGAGACGACUCACAACCUUCAGGCUUUGUCUCCACCUGAAGGUUUCUCUUAUAGUCGGAGCCUUUCGGGUGAUGAGGAGGGUAUUCUAUGUGAUACAAUAUCACGAAAAACAUUGUUUUACCUCAUUGCUACCUUGAAUGCUGCUUUUCCUGAUUAUGACUUUUCAAUGGCCAAGAGUAGUGAAUUUAGUGCAGAACCAUCACUUACAUGGGUUCAAAGUGCUGUUGAUGCUGCCUUGUCUGCUGUUGGUGGAGUUCGCUGGAGGCAGCUUAAGCCAGCCCUUUGGGCAGCGAUUGAUGAAGAGGUGCAGUUGGCCGACUGUAGAAUAUAUAGCUACAACCCCGACCUAGCCAGUGAUCCAUUUGGAGAACCUGGAUGCUUAUGGACUUUUAACUUUUUCUUUUACAAUAUAAAGCUGAAACGAAUGGUUUUCUUCACCUGCAGGGCAAUGAGUCCUGUGUGUGCUGAUUCGGGUGUUGAUUUUGCAAUGGACGAAGAUGAAGAAUAUGACUAA
Pieris macdunnoughi is the source of this 666-nucleotide messenger RNA. NCBI's taxonomy places the organism in Eukaryota, Metazoa, Arthropoda, Insecta, Lepidoptera, Pieridae. The record is from the annotation of a GenBank genome assembly.